This is a messenger RNA of Schistocerca serialis cubense, 1205 nucleotides long. RefSeq names its product mediator of RNA polymerase II transcription subunit 6 (gene MED6). Gene Ontology annotation, cellular component: core mediator complex; mediator complex. The record is from RefSeq and is a predicted model, not a curated record. The coding region runs from base 405 to 1115 and encodes 236 amino acids. Gene Ontology annotation, molecular function: transcription coactivator activity. Gene Ontology annotation, biological process: regulation of transcription by RNA polymerase II. Lineage: Eukaryota; Metazoa; Arthropoda; Insecta; Orthoptera; Acrididae. The transcript is spliced from 7 exons.
UCGUAAAGUAUAACGAUUUAAUCUAGCGAGAUAAAGUGAUGUGGUUGUUGAUACAACAGCUGAUGGAAUAAUAUAAACACUAAAGAGUACACGCAAAAUUGUGAAUGUUGAUUGUGUGUGUGGGGGAGAUGACGUUUUGAGAUGAAGGCGGGUACCAGUUUUGAUUCCUCAGUGACCUUCUAAUACCGUGGUUACAUACGACGAAAAGAAAGGACUUUCAUCGUACGUUUGUAUAUAAUUUGCGAAGUCAAUUUUGACUUACAACAAAUACACGAGAUAUUUUGGUGAAAAGAGAAAACAUCUUAACGAAUAUGUGUAUUGUGGAACUGUUGUCACAAUACUUGUUCCUUAAGAAGUCUCUGCAGGAUGUUGUUGAAUUAACUCCAGGUUAAGUGGAUAAAAGAAUGAUGCCGUCGAGAAACAUCAUGACAGAAAACUUAUUGGGCCUGUCGUGGCAUGACAGUGCUUGGAUCCCCAUAUUAAAUCCUUCCAACAUUAUGGAUUACUUUUCAGAACGAAGCAACCCAUUUUUUGACCGGACGUGUAAUAAUGAAAUAGUUAAAAUGCAACGCCUGAAUCCAGAUCAGUUGCAAAAUAUGACUGGACUUGAAUACAUAUUGCUUCACGUCCAGGAACCAAUUCUGUAUGUAAUUCGCAAACAGCAUCGACAUACUCCCACCCAGGCAACACCUCUUGCAGAUUAUUACAUUAUUGCUGGCACAGUUUAUCAAGCCCCUGACCUUAUGUCUGUGAUAAAUUCAAGAUUGAUGUCAACAAUACAUCAUCUACAAUCUGCAUUUGAAGAAUCAAACUCUUAUUCUCGAUAUCACCCUUCUAAAGGGUAUUCAUGGGAUCUAAAAGAACGCAAACCAUCAGAAAGGACUGCAUCAAAAAAGGAGACUCAAAGGGAAGAGCCGAGCUCAUUGUUCCAGAGACAAAGAGUGGAUAUGUUGCUGGCAGAACUUACACGAAAGUUCCCAGUUCAAGUCAUUCCUCAACAGAAACCAGCAAUUGAAGAAGUGAAAGCUGAACCUCGUGAAAUUAAACAGGAGAAACCAGAUAGUCAGCGAAACAUGAAGCCACCACCAGAGAAAAAACCAAAGAUCAAUUUGUGAAGAGGAAUUCCAGAAAAUCUAAAUAAAGCAAACUGGAAAUCAAUCUUGUAUUUUUUUAUAAAUAUAUCCAAUAAAAAAAUUCGAACAUUA